AUUCUCUCACAAAGCCACUGGCUGACAGACAGUCUGGAGUGCUCAACUGACACAAAACCUCAUUAAAGCACUCUAGGACAAGCAGAGGAAAAAGAAAAGGAGAAGAGCAGAACAAGUAGGGAAUAAGGAAGAGAACGGGACGAGAAGAAAUAGAGAGAGACACUCACGCCUCUUACUGCCCCCAUUUUUUCCUCCUCUGCCGCUGCUCUCUCUCACUCUUCUUUCUCACUCCUUCUCUUAGUCUCGUACCAGCACACACACCCUCUCUCAUUCUCAUCAAACAUUUUUCAUCAUCUCGCUUUUCAAAGAGAGAGGGGAGACGCAUUUGGAGGGUGUCUGAAAUUCUGGAGCUCCACAGAUGCCUGAGACCAGCGGAGAGAUAGGAGCCUCACCCUGUUUGGAAAAGAUAGAGAAAACAAAAGAAGAGAAGGACUGCAACAAACUUAUACACCUCAGUAUUCCCUCAUAACCACUACUGGACGCUGGUGUUUGUGGGGUUAUCAUGGUGACAUUAAGAGUUACAUUGACUUUAAGGUUCACUUUGUUGCUCCUGUACUGUUUAGGCUGUACUGGUUGGCCGAGCCAGGCUCAGCAGUUGUCCCUGCGGGCUUUGCAUCAAGUGGCCCAAACCCGGCAAAACCUCUCUGAGAGUGCAGAGAGCAAAGUAGAACGACUCGGCCAGGUCUUCCGAAAGAACGUGCGUCUCCUUCGGGAACAGGGAGGCUGUCUGGAUCUGGUCUUUCUCGUGGACGAGUCGUCCAGCGUGGGAUCUUCCAACUUUGGGAGCGAGCUGCGAUUUGUGCGAAAGCUGCUGUCAGAUUUUCCGGUGGCGCCGGAGGCAACACGUGUAGCACUGGUGACAUUUAGUUCCAAGAGCCAUGUGGUUACAAGAGUGGACCAUGUGUCUGCACCCAAAGCCCACCAACACAAGUGUUCGCUCUUCAGCAAAGAGAUCCCCUCCAUCACUUACAGAGGAGGUGGCACCUACACCAGGGGGGCCUUCCAGCGUGCAGCGCAAAUUCUGAGGCACUCGCGUGAGAACGCCACGAAGGUGAUCUUCCUCAUCACUGACGGGUACUCAAAUGGCGGAGACCCGCGGCCGGUGGCGGCGGCGCUGAGGGAGAGAGGUGUGGAGAUUUUCACGCUGGGCAUCUGGCAGGGAAACAUCCGCGAACUACACGACAUGGCCUCGCACCCCAGGGAUCAGCACUGCUACCUAGUGCACAACUUUGCUGAGUUUGAAGCACUUGCUCGACGCGCCCUUCACGAAGAUCUUCCAGCUGGAAGUUAUAUUCAGGAGGACCUGGCCCAGUGUUCUUCGUUGUGCGAAGAGGGAAAGGACUGUUGUGACAUGAUGGCCAGCUGUAAAUGCGGUACACGGACAGGACAGUACGACUGUGUGUGUGAGAAAGGAUACUAUGGAAAAGGACUUCAGCAUGAAUGCACAGCUUGUCCAUCUGGCACAUAUAAACCUGAAUCAGUUUCUGGAGGUGUAAGCACCUGCCUUCCCUGCCCCGACCCUCAUCACACAUCCAGACCUGGGAGUACAGAUGUAUCAGACUGUGUGUGUACACAAGGCUACAGACCACACAACAACACAUGCCAAGCGGUGGUCUGUCCAGUUCUCUCUCCCCCAGAGAAUGGUUUCUUCAUCCAGAAUGUGUGUAAUAAUCAGUUUAACUCUGCAUGUGGGGUGCGCUGUCUCCCAGGCUUUGACCUGCAGGGUGAUGGAAUCAGACUCUGUCAGCCAGACAGGACCUGGUCAGGACUUCAGCCGAGCUGCAGAGUUCGCUCUUGCCCAGAUCUCUCUCCUCCGCAUCAUGGGGUACUCAACUGCAGUGAGAAGACUGCCCCCCACAGGCUGGAGUGUUUGGUGCGCUGUGAACUGGGCUAUAGACUACAGGGCAGAGCCAGACUCACCUGUCUGGCCACCUCGCAGUGGAGUGGACCACAGCCCCGGUGUGUCGAGGUACGCUGUCCUCCAAUUGAUACUUUGAAGCAUAUCCGUCUGUCUCCUCCUACCUGUGGGAAGAAUGAGGUCAGGACCGGAGCAUCGUGUCAGUUAACCUGUCCCAAUGGUUAUGGUCUCAUCGGUAACUCUGAAAUCAGAUGUCUGCCUUCUGGAAACUGGAGUGACAAUCUACAUAAAGCCACCUGUACAGAUAUAGAGCCUCCCUGGAUUCAGUGUCCUGGUGAUGUCAUCACCGAGACAGAUGAACAUCAGAGGUCAGCUAACAUCAGUUUGAGUGCACCCAUGCUUGGGGACAAUUCUGGAGAUGAGGUUGUGGUGCAGGUGACUCCUGUUCUAAACCCCAUGCAGCCUUUCCCUAUAGGAACUGAGUUCAUAAUAUACACAGCAACCGACCGCUCAGGAAACAAGGCCAACUGCUCUUUCACUGUUACUGUAGUCGAUACGGAACCCCCUUUGAUUGACAGAUGCAGAUCUCCACCCACCGUUAAGGCCACUGGGAAAAAAACUGCAGUAUACUGGGAAGACCCUCAGUUUUCAGACAAUUCUGGAGCCUAUUUGAAUAUCUCUAGUACUCACUCAUCUGGAGGUGUAUUUCCUGUUGGAGAAACUUCAGUGUAUUACACAGCCACAGACCCUUCUGGAAACAACCGUAGCUGUGAACUCAUCAUUACUGUACAAGGUUCAAUCUGUGAGAAGCCAUUUGUGCCAGUGAAUGGGGAUUUCUCAUGUGCCAAGACAGAGGAGGGAAUAAACUGUUCUCUAAUAUGCAGACAAGGUUACAGUCUUACCCAGGAUGCCGUGCACAGCUACUUUUGCGCCAAUAAUGGAAUCUGGGAGCCGCCCCGUUCUCCAGACAGACCUGAUUGCUCCCUGAACAGAAUUGCAAACAAUGGCUUUAAGCCCUUUGAGAUGUUGUUUAAAGCAUCCCGCUGUGAUGAUCUUGACUUGCUAAAGUCCUUCACAGGGGAGUUUUCAACUGUUCUUAAAGACACGGUCCCUAAAAUCUGCAGUGGAGAUGAUGUAACCUGCAAACUGGAAAUGACUUUACCCGGACAGUGCCUGGAGUAUAACUAUGAUUAUCCAAAUGGAUUUGCUAUUGGAUGGGGCAAUAAUUGGGGCUCUCAGACUGGCCAGGACUAUGCAUAUUUUGACACUGGCUUUGCUCCAGAGCACCACUUGCAGCAAGAUGGUUCAUCACAACAUGACUAUCCCAUGAGGUCCAAACACCAUCGCAAAAUCACUGGCCCUACCAGAGAGCAAAAGAUACAAAUCCAUUUCAACAUCACAGCAAGCAUCCCACUGCCCUUGUCGAGGAACGACUCGGCGGAAAAAGUCAAUCAAAGACGUUUGCUGAGGGCACUUGAGCAUCUGACCAAUCGGAUUAAGCGGACAAUGAGCAAGCAACCGUUCUCUACCUUCCGUGUGUCGUCAGAGAUGAUCGUUGCAGACCCCAAAUCCUUGGAGAGUAAAAGGGCUACACUGUACUGCCAGCCAGGGUCUGUUCUCAAAGGCAGGGUGUGUGUGCAAUGCCCAGUAGGGACGUAUUUCUCCCUGGAGUAUGGCGAGUGUGAGAGCUGUUGGAGAGGGUCAUAUCAGGAUGAGGAGGGUCAGAUGGAGUGUAAGUCAUGCCCAGAUGGCUUCUCCACUCCGUACCUCCAUUCCCGCAGCUUGGAAGAGUGCAAAGCGCAGUGCCAGCCUGGCAGCUCAUCAUUAACUGGGUUGGAGACCUGUGAGUCCUGUCCUUUAGGGGAAUACCAGCCAGAUUUCGGCUCUCAGGUCUGUCUGCCCUGCCCUUCCACCACGACCACUGUCAACAGAGGGGCUCUGGAUGUCAAUGAGUGCGGUGUACCAUGUUCCGCUGGUCAUUUCUCCCGGACAGGUCUAGUUCCGUGUUACCCAUGUCCCAGAGAUUAUUACCAGCCUGAAGAGGGCCGUUCCUACUGUCUCUCUUGCCCCUUUUAUGGUACCACCUCAGUAGCAGGGGCCAAAGCCAUCCAACAGUGCUCCAGCUUUGGCUCUAGUUUGCUGCCUAAAGAGGAAAGUGAAACUGCAGCGCCAGAAGUUGUUUUGAGAAAGGAUUAUCAAGCCAGUAGCCAGAUGUUCCAUGAAUGUCUUCUGAAUCCGUGUCAAAACCAAGGCACUUGUGAGGAAGUCGGCGUUGGAUAUGUUUGCACCUGUGUUCCAGGAUUCACAGGAGCCAAGUGUGAGAGCGAUAUUGAUGAAUGUGAUUCUGCUCCUUGUCAAAAUGGAGGCUUGUGCAGAGAUGGCAUUGGAGAUUUCCAGUGUCAAUGUCAGCCUGGGUUUGUAGGCUUGAUGUGUGAGGCAGAGGUGAACGAGUGCAACUCUUCUCCAUGUUUGAACGAAGGACUCUGUGUGGACGAAGUGAACCACUUUACAUGUAGCUGUCCAGAUGGAUUCACAGGUUCCCGUUGUGAGUUGGAAAUAAAUGAGUGUGCUUCCGAUCCAUGUCAAAACGGAGGUGUUUGUAAAGAUUUGGAGGGUGGGUAUUUCUGUACAUGUUCUCAGGGCUUCACUGGUGACAAUUGUGAGGUUGAAGUGGAUGAGUGCUACAGCGACCCCUGUCUGAAUGGAGGAACAUGUGUGGACGCUAUCAAUGAUUUCAGGUGUGAAUGUGUGAAUGGAUACAGAGGAAGACUGUGCCAGGUGGACGUAGAUGACUGCGCUCCAAAUUUGUGUUUGAAUGGUGCGACCUGCGUGGAUGGAGUGGCCACUUUCACCUGCCGAUGCCCUCCUGGGUUCAACGGAACCAGGUGUGAGACAGAAAUGUCCUCCUCCUUUGAUCUGGAGUUUGAAGUUUCUGGUAUCCAUGGUUACGUGUUGAUGGACAGUCACAUGCCAUCACUUACACAGAUCACAUGUACAUUUUGGAUGAGAUCAUCAGACACUGUUAAUUAUGGAACUCCCAUCUCUUACGCUGUGGAGGGAAGUGACAAUGCCUUCCUCCUCAUUGACUACAAUGGGUGGGUCUUGUAUGUUAAUGGCAAGGAGCGGAUCACCGACUGCCCAGCAGUAAAUGAUGGCCUCUGGCACCAUAUUGGUGUAUCAUGGCGCAGCAAGGAUGGUGAUUGGAGAGUUUAUAUUGAUGGGAGCCCUUCAGACGGAGGGAAAGGACUAUCAGCUGGCACUACCAUACCAGGAGGGGGUGCUCUUGUACUUGGACAGGAUCAGGACCAGAGGGGAGAUGGCUUUAACCCAGUGGAGUCCUUUGUGGGCACUCUUAGCCAGCUUAAUAUAUGGAACUAUGUUUUAACACCACAGCAGAUCAAGUCUCUGGCCAGUAGCUGUCCACGUGAUCUGCAGAAAGGGAACGUGUUUGCAUGGCCUGACUUCUUAGGAGGGGUCACAGGCCGAGUAAAGACCAGCAGCAAGAGCAUUUUCUGUGCUGACUGUGCCCUGGUGGAAGCCUCUGUUCCUCGACUGCGCUCAUCCAGUAAAGCUGUGAGUCCGGGCUCUAAGGUGCAGUUCUCUUGCAGUCCUGGGUUCUAUCUGGUGGGGGAGCCAGUGCAGCGGUGCUUAAACAGAGGUCAAUGGAGCCACGCAGAGCCAAUAUGUGAACGUGUGGAAUGUGGUCCUCCACCUGACCUGGAGCAUGGACAGUAUCAUGGAGAGGACUUCUAUGCUGGGAGCACAGUGCUUUAUCAAUGUAAACCAGGGUUCUACCUGCUAGGGGAGAAAAAGAUGUUAUGUAACAUCAAUGGUAAAUGGAUUGGCAUCCCACCUGCAUGUUUGGAUGUGGAUGAAUGUUCUCUGGGCUCUGAAUGUGAUGAACAUGCUAGUUGCCAAAACACUGAUGGCUCUCAUAUAUGCACCUGCAUACCCCCUUACAGUGGAGAUGGAAGAAACUGCACAGCCCUUUCCUGUGCACAUCCCACUCUCCCUGAAUAUGGAAUCAUGAAAGGGUCAAACUUCACAUACGGAAGCAAGGUGACUUUCAGUUGUGAGAAGGGGUAUGUCCCUCAGGAGCCAAUAGAAAGCCAGUGUCAAACGGAUUUGAAGUGGAGCAGAGAGCCCCAUGUUUGCCAGCCUGUUACCUGUGGUGAGCCCCCAUUGGUUGAUUAUGCUGAAUAUACCCUCAACGGGAAAGUGUACCUCUCCACGCUAACGUAUACCUGCAUAGAAGGAUACAGUUUGCAGGGUGCCAUGGAACUGAAGUGUGAGUCAUCAGGAGAGUGGGCAUCUCCUCCCCCUAUCUGUGCCAGAGUGGACUGUGGCAAACCUCCUCCUUUGAAGGAUGCUGUGAUUAAGGGUGACAACUUUACACUGGGUAACAUGAUCACCUAUGUUUGCAAAGAGGGAUACACCCUUCUUGGUGUAGACACUCAAGAAUGCCUCCCAAGUGGCAACUGGACUCAUUAUUCUGCCCAGUGUGUGCCUCGGUCUUGUGGACCACCACCCCAAGUUGACCAUGCGUUACCUGUCACUGGACACCAGCUUUUUGGGGACACUGCUAUCUACUUCUGCGAUGAUGGCUACACUGCUGGUAACAAUACAAAACUGUUCUGCAAUGCCCAAGGUGUUUGGGCACCCCCAGAUGGAUUUGGCAUUCCUCACUGCAUUGCCGACUUCUGCCAGAGUCCCCCGGAUUUACCUCACGCCAUUCUGGACUCCAUCAACAAACCAAAGUAUUUAAGCAACACAGAGGUCAGCUACAAGUGUGAGGAGGGAUUUGUUCUCAACACAACAGGAACCCUGAGGUGCAUGAUAGGGGGAGAGUGGACACCCUUGCCUUUGGAUAUUGGCUGUAUGCCUGUCAGAUGCUCAAAGCCAGACAGUAUUAAGAAGGGCUAUGUAAGUGGGGACAAUUAUAGUUUUGGAGCAGUGAUUGCGUACAGCUGUGACAAAGGAUAUUUUAUUCGCGGAGAGAAGAGGAGAAUUUGUAAAGCCAACGGUGAGUGGGGAGGUGUCUUGCCCAUAUGCCAACCUAUUUCUUGUCCCAGCCCUCCUCGCUUGGCAAAUGGUUUUAUCCAGGGCCGAAGGAGAAAGAACGGUUAUGUGUAUAGCAGUAGAGUGACCUAUGCUUGCAAUGAUGGUUAUCACCUAACCGGAAAGCCUGAACGUAUAUGCAUGGCCAAUAAGCAGUGGUCAAACAACAAUCCUCCUGUUUGUAUCCUCCUCACCUGCCCUACCCCACCUGAUAUCAAAAAUGGCCGUUAUCAUGGCUCCACAUUUGAAGUCGGCAGCAAGGUGGAAUUUGCCUGCAACGAGGGAUAUGAACUCAUAGGAGAUUCUGUAUGGACUUGUUUGAAGUUUGGAAAUUGGGACAAGAGUGUAACCCCACGUUGUUCCCCAGUUCAGUGCCCCGAACCACCUUUAGAGGAGAAUCACCUUGUACUGCAUAGAUUAGAUUCUAACUCAGCCAUUGUGGAGCUUUCUUGUGAGGAAGGUUAUGUUCUCCAUGGUGCACGAACUCUUCGUUGUACCCCAUCCCAGGAGUGGAAUGACUCUUUUCCUGUCUGCAAACAAGUCUUUUGUGGACCUCCCCCUGAGGUUGCCUUUGGUGACCCAUCCAAAGCACUUUGGUACUUUGGUAGCGUGGUAACCUUCUCAUGCAUGGUUGGCUUUACACUUCGGAAGGAAGCUUCUGUUCGCUGCCAGGCAGAUGGGUACUGGAGUAAACCUUAUCCCGAAUGCAUUCCUAUUGAAUGCCCACAGCCUGAAGACAUACCAAAUGGAAUUGUGGAUGUUCAAGGACUAAUGUAUCUUAGUACUGCUGUCUAUAGCUGUAAGGCAGGGUAUGAUUUAGCAGGUAACAGCACUGUGCUUUGUGGUCAAAGUGGACAGUGGAUAGGAAUUGUACCUGUAUGUCACCCUGUUAAGUGUGUUGCGCCCAAGGAGAUUGUCAAUGGCUAUGUUAGGUACACCAGGCUUCAGUUUAGCCAAUCCGUUACAUAUUCCUGCCACAGGGGAUACCACCUACAAGGCUCAGAAACCCUUACCUGUUUGGAGAAUGGACAGUGGCAGCAGGAGGCUCCUACUUGUGUGCAGAUCUACUGUUCUCCUCCAAAACCAAUUGAGAAUGGCUUUGUAGAGGGACGGGACCGCAAAUUUGGGGUUACUAUCUUCUAUAGCUGCUUCCCAGGUUUCCUACUAGUUGGUAAUAAUCAUCUCACCUGUGAAGAACAUGGCUGGUCAAGCUCUGAGCCCAAAUGUAUUCCUGCUGACUGUGGCCUGCCUCCGCAUAUUGAUUUUGGUGACUACUCAAAGGUCAGAGAACAGUCAGCAGAAGACGACGAUGCUCUUACAAGCCAACAUUUACCAGUAGAAAACAGCUUUUUACAUGGUUCCCUGGUUCAAUAUCAUUGUCAUGCUGGGUAUGAAAUUAAUGGAGACAUUGUGUUGAUGUGCCAAGAAUAUGGCACAUGGAAUGGAACUGCCCCUGUGUGUGUUCCGGUACAAUGUGAGACUCCACCCAGCCCUGAAUAUGGAUCAGUUAUGUUAACAGAUAGCGCACUUGGCAGCCUUGCGGAGUACAGUUGCGAGGAGGGUUACGAGCUUAAUAGACAGACCAUCCGACAGUGCAUUUCUGGGAAGCAGUGGAGUGAUGACGCUCCUCGCUGUUUGCCCAUCUCUUGUGGUAACCCUGGCGGCAUUGCAAAUGGUGAGGUGAUUGGAAAAUCCUUUCAUUUCAAGGCACUUAUUCACUACGAGUGCCAUAAUGGGUUUGUCCUUGAGGGUGUUGAAACUAGAACUUGCCAGGUUGAUGGGAAAUGGGAUAGCAAAGCUCCAUUGUGUAGAGCAGUCUCCUGUGGGCGCCCUGUUGUAUCAAAGAAUGUUUUAGUAAAAGGAGACGACUAUACAUUUGGAAAGAGGUUGUUGUUCAGCUGCAAUCUUGGCUUCCUCUUACAGGGAACACCAACCAGUGUUUGUUUAGCCAAUGGAAGUUGGAGUGAGGCUCCUCCAAAGUGCCUCCCAGCCAACUGUGGUCAACCACCCGUAAUCGAAAAUGGCAGAGUAACAGGCACAGAUUAUGGUUACAACAGUAUGGUUAGGUAUGCUUGUGACAUUGGAUACAUCUUGACAGGAAAUCCUACACUAAUAUGCAGAGCUGAUGGACUAUGGGAUGACCCUCCUCCACGGUGUGACGUAGUCACAUGUGACCCACCUGAGGAUAUUAGCCAUGGUUACCUGAAUGGAUCAAGCUUUAAUUUUGAUGAUGUUGUGGAGUACAUUUGUUUCCCAGGCUAUGAAGUUGUUGGCAGUUCAGUUUUGCGAUGUGCUGCCGAGGGUGUCUGGCUGGGGCAAGUUCCAGAAUGUCGACCUUGUGUUUGCAGUCCCCCAGUUCUGAAGUACGGUGCUAUUCUCGGCCGAGACCACACCUGUGGUACAAGCAUCUGGUUCCGAUGUAAUGAAGGCUAUAAAACUCUUGGCCCCACAGAGGCAAAAUGUGACAAGGGUGGAGUGUGGAGUCCAGGAGUACCCAUCUGCACCCGAGGGAGAUGUUCCAGCCCUCCUCCAGCUGUGCCUAAUGCUGUCGUACAAGGCAGAGCUUCCUACUCCAUUGACACUGUCACUUACCGGUGUAGGCCAGGGUAUAAUUUAAAAGGUUCCCCCCAUCUGUCCUGUGGAAGGUUGGGCAGAUGGGGAGAGCCAAACCUGAACUGUGAACCCAUUUCUUGUGGAGUUCCUCCUCUUAUCCCAAAUGCAGAGACUGCUGGAGUGGUGUUAACCUAUGGCCGCAAAGCUCAGUACAGGUGUAAAGAAGGUUUUGAAUUAGCAACAAAGACUGAUUCAAUAAUCUGUCAAAGUGAUGGCACCUGGUCCAAACACAGCGUCAGAUGUCGACCUUCACCCUGCAGCCUUCCUGCAAACCUCACCCAUCUAGUCAUCACAGGCAAGCAGCUCACAGCUGUAGGGAGCACAGUCAAAAUCUCCUGUAGACCAGGGUACUAUCUUGAGGGACCUGGAUUAUCUGAAUGUUCAGUCUCUGGCAAAUGGUCUCCACCUUUCUCUUCCAAGUCUUGUGUGCCUGUUAUUUGUGAGAAACCUCUCCCCAUUCUCAAUGGCUUGGUUGAGGGCAAGAGCUACAAUUAUGGAGAUAUUAUUAACUAUAGUUGUCUACCAGGAUUUGAACUACAGGGGGAUUCUGUUCAGACAUGUCAAGGUGAUAAAACCUGGGGUGGAACUCAGCCAGUGUGUGCCGCUGUGUCAUGUGGUGCUCCACCUGUGGUUCCCCAUGCGGUUACUCUGUCCAGUGGUCAGACGUACCAAAGUUUUGUGAGUUAUAUGUGUCAUCCAGGGCUGAGUUUGGUUGGUUCACAGAACCUCACUUGUCAAGCAGAUGGAAAAUGGAGCUUACCUACACCAUCAUGUGAAUUUCCAGGUGGCUGUGAGAGGAUAAUAGACUUGCUGAAUGGUAAAGUGCAGGAGCACAACCUGUCCAGCAGACGUGCUGUUGAAUUUCACUGUAACAAAGGCUACACACUGCAGGGAGAGUCUCUCAUCAUGUGUGUGGGAAACGGCUCCUGGAGUUCACCUUUCCCUGUCUGUAUACCCAAAUCAUGCCCCCCUCCUCCUGGCUGGACUGAAGGCAGUGUCAAUGCUACUCAGAUGGUUUUCAUGGUAGGCCAGUCGGUAUCAGUCAGUUGUCCUAAAGGUCAGCGGGUCAAAGGUAACCGGGGAAAAAGUAUCGCCCUCUUAACUUGCAGGAGUGAUCAGAGCUGGACCCCCAUCAGAUCAGUGUGUGAGAGGGUGUCCUGUGGCCCACCAAUGUACAUGGCAAAUGGUGUAGUCCGUGGGGCAGUGUUCCAGUUUGGAGAUGUGGUGGUGUACUCAUGUUAUGCAGGCUACACCAUGGAGGGUUCUAGCAGGAGUGUGUGCUUGGAGAAUGGCACUUGGACCCCACUCCCUACCUGCAAAGCUGUGUGUUGGCUCCAGUGUCAGAAUGGAGGCGUGUGCCAGAGACCAAACACUUGCUCCUGUCCAGAUGGCUGGAUGGGCCGAUUUUGCGAGGAGCCGAUCUGCAUCCUACCAUGUCUCAAUGGAGGACGCUGUGUAGCUCCAUACCAGUGUGAAUGUCCAACAGGAUGGACAGGCACACGCUGCCAUACUGCUGUGUGUUCCAUGCCCUGUUUGAAUGGAGGCCGAUGUAUCCGACCCAACAGAUGUCACUGCAGUCAAGGAUGGGGAGGAUAUGACUGCUCCAGAAAAAGAAGAUCUGCAUACUUUCAUUUUUAAUGUGCCACACCACAAGGAUUCGAGUCUGAAUGUGUUGGAAAAACAUUUUCUCUUUCUCUCAGAAAGCUCCAAGUGGUUUUGUAAAAUAAAGCUGUAUUUUUUCAUGUAGAAAAUUAAACAGUAUUAAAUAUAUGCUGCUGCUAUAUACAUGAACUUGUAUGAUGUGUAAAAAUGAUGUGAUUGUCCAGUGUACAUGUAUAUAAACUAUUAUUUUCAUGUUUUAGAAAACACUACUAUAUGAAAACCAACUGUAAUUCUCAUUCCCACUUUUAAUUUUGAAGAAUUUUCAAUUAAACUUCAGUUUUUUAUA
This is a messenger RNA of Carassius gibelio (silver crucian carp), 11477 nucleotides long. Its product is annotated as sushi, von Willebrand factor type A, EGF and pentraxin domain-containing protein 1. The coding region runs from base 503 to 11167 and encodes 3554 amino acids. The record is from RefSeq and is a predicted model, not a curated record. The transcript has 48 exons. Lineage: Eukaryota; Metazoa; Chordata; Actinopteri; Cypriniformes; Cyprinidae. Gene Ontology annotation, molecular function: calcium ion binding.